Messenger RNA from Acaulospora morrowiae, 2391 nucleotides. The record is from the annotation of a GenBank genome assembly. NCBI's taxonomy places the organism in Eukaryota, Fungi, Glomeromycota, Glomeromycetes, Diversisporales, Acaulosporaceae.
AUGUCAUCUCAAUCAGUCACUUCAAAUGUCACUGUUUUAAUUGAUAAUUAUGAUUCUUUUACUUGGAACGUGUACCAAUAUCUCUCUGAACUCGGUGCUGAGGUUCAAGUUUUUCGGAAUGAUCAAACGACUGUUGAGCAUUUAGUUUCACUUAAUCCAAGGAACAUUGUAAUCUCCCCUGGACCAGGUCAUCCAUCAACCGACGCAGGAAUUUCUCGUGAAGUCAUUCAAGUUUUCACAGGAAAGGUUCCAAUUCUUGGGGUUUGUCUUGGCGAACAAUGUAUUUUUGAAGUAUUCGGUGGUAAAGUUAGUUACGCGGGUGAAUUAAUUCACGGUAAAACCUCAGUUAUAAAGCACGACGGCAAAGGGGUUUUUAUCAAUGUACCCAAUGAAAUUUUGGCUACCAGAUAUCACUCUCUGGCCGCACAACCGCAUACCAUUCCCGAAGAAUUGGAAGUUUCUAGUUGGAGCGAUACGGGAGUCGUGAUGGGUGUUAGGCAUCGAGAAUUUACCGUUGAAGGCAUUCAAUUUCAUCCCGAGAGUAUUCUUAGUGAACAUGGAAAAACCAUUCUCCAAAACUUUUUGAAGUUAAAAAGUGGAAAAUGGGAAGAUGAUCCAACGUUUGACGUGAAAGCUCCGCUAGCGAAAUCAUCUGUUCCAAAAAAGUCACUUCCUUCAAUUUUGGAAAAAAUUCGGAAUCAACGAUUGGCCGAUAUAGAAAACGCCAAAAAACAACCUGGUUCAUCUCCAAUUGACUAUAAGAAAUUAUUGUCUCUCCAUGUCGCUCCUCCUUUAAUUGAUUUUGUGGCAAGGGUCAAACAAAACUUAUUAAAGUAUCCGGCUAUUUUUGCUGAGGUUAAGAGAGCAUCACCAAGUAAAGGAAACAUUGAUGUAUCAGUGAAUGCUGCAGAACAAGCACUAACUUAUGCAAAAGCUGGUGCAUCUGUAAUUUCCGUUUUGACAGAGCCAAAAUGGUUCAAAGGGACUUUGAACGAUAUGCGUCAAGUUCGUGACAUUUUGUCAACCGUUCCAAAUCGUCCGGCUAUCUUAAGGAAAGAUUUUAUAAUGGAUACCUAUCAGAUUAUGGAGGCACGUCUUUACGGAGCUGAUACUGUACUAUUGAUUGUCGCCAUGUUAUCAGAUGAGAAACUUACAGAAUUGUACAAAUUUUCCAAAUCCCUGGGUAUGGAACCAUUGGUAGAAGUUAAUAAUGAAGAAGAAAUUACAAGGGCGGUUAAGCUAGGGGCAAAAGUGAUUGGAAUAAACAACAGGAAUUUGCAUACAUUUGACGUUGAUAUGAAUACUACAACUCUUCUUGCCGAAAUGGUUCCUGAUGACGCUAUUUUGGUUGCUCUAAGUGGAAUAACCGGAAGAGAAGAUGUUGUCGGAUAUCUCGAGCAGGGUAUUAGUGGUUUGUUAAUUGGAGAGGCAUUAAUGAGAUCAGAUGAUAAGAGGGCAUUUAUUCGCGAGAUUCUUGCGUUGGAAGAGCCACCAAGUACACUGACGGUUGAACCUGUGACACCUUUGGUGAAAAUUUGUGGAGUUUCAACAGUUGAAGCGGCGAUCUGCGCGGCCGACGCAGGAGCGGAUUUUGUCGGACUAAUAUUUGCAAAAUCAAAGAGACAAAUAUCAAUCGAUCGAGCAUUAGAAAUUGUUACAGUUUUGCGGGAAUUUCAAUUAGAAAGAGGCGCUGAAGCUAAUAUCAAAGGGGAAACUUUUCAAAAAUAUUCACUGCCCGAACAUCAUGAUUGGUUUAAAAUACACGCCCACCGAAUAAACAAGAAUAUAAGAAAACCAUUAAUAGUUGGCGUGUUUCAGAAUCAAUCAUUAGAUGAAAUAAUUAAAGUAGUCGAUUAUCUGAGAUUAGAUUUAGUUCAAUUACAUGGCGAAGAACCACUGGACCUCGCAAGAUUAUUACCUGUACCUGUGAUUAAAACAUUUCAUAUUGACUCUAAUUUUUCAAACUCAGCAUUAGUCACCCAACCUGGCUACAACGAACUAUGUUUGUUGGAUACCAAAGUGGUGAUAUCCGAUCAUUCAAAAGAACAUCAGGGCGGAGCAGGAAUCACAUUUGAUUGGAAAAUAGCAUUGAAUAUUAAGUCAAGUGUAUCAAGAAAUGUAGGAGGAAAACAUGGGUUUCCCAUAAUUUUGGCGGGAGGGUUAACGCCCGAAAAUGUUAAUGAGGCUAUAGAAGUGGCAAAACCUUGGUGUGUCGAUGUAUCAAGUGGAGUUGAAACAGAAGGUGUGAAGGAUUUAGAGAAAAUCAGGGAAUUUAUAAAAAAUGCAAAAUCGAUAGUUUAUGAUGAUGAAGAGUUAAGCGAGGAAGAGGAAGCGGCUACUGAGAAAGUCGAAAAGGAGUUGGAAAAAGAUGACGCUAAAGAUGAUCAAUGA